GUGCGGUUACAAAACAAACGUGGUGGUUUUGCAUUGUAAUUUACAGUCUGAAGUAGUACGUGAGGCAUGGCCAAGUUAAAUGAUAUGUGUUUGUAAUGUUAUUUAGUUGUGCAUUGUUCUUUGUAUGGGUGUGAAAUGAAUAUAUUUAGUAUUGAUAAAUCUGUUACGAAAUCACCAGUCAACUAUGAAUAUGAAACCAUCAUCACAGUUCCAGAGGAAAGUGUGUUACUGGACCAAAUAAAAAGACAUAUUGUAAUAAUGAAGAAGAAGAAAAUUAGAAAGGUGGUCACUCAAGUGAGUCUGCGUUUUCUCGAGAAUGUAUACAUUCAGUUUAUAAGAGAAAGCAUAGCACAACGUACAUGAAUAUGGAGUUUAAUUUGUUGAAAAUUGGAUUUUCCCUCAUGACGAUAUUUGUAGUAGUAAUGGGAUGUCUGAUAAACAAUAUAGAGAAAUAUAUGCCGGUGUUUUUGACACAAACAUUCCGACAUGGAAAAUUUGCUUAUCAAGGUAAACCAUCGCAGUUGAAGAUUAUUGAAGUUCCUAAAAGUUGGUUUCGACAUUUCUAUGUAUUUGCUUCUGUGUACACUACUUUGUCUCUAAUACUCACCUUUGGGAUAUACUUCCUGUCCUGGGAACUGUCACCAUGGUUGGUAACAUUGCUGGAUUUACUUGCUUCAAGUAAUCGAAAGGCUAAUGUUAGUGCUGUGUCUAGUCUUCUUGCCCUAUCCCUUCUGACAAUUCAGGCAUGGCGUAGAUUCUAUGAGACAUGGUUUGUGAGUGUCUUUUCAAACACUCGAAUGAAUUUCUCUCACUAUAUUGUGGGUUUUAUUCAUUAUUUUGGAUCUGUAACAGCUAUUCUGGCAGAGUCACCAGGGUUCAUCGAUGACAAAGGUCUGACUGCCAUAUUUCAGUUAAAGGAAAUAACGUUAGGUAACAUCUAUGGCAGUGUUCUUUUUCUGUGGGCGUUCUGCUGUCAAUAUAAAGCUGCUGUCUUGCUAGCCAAUCUGCGUAAGAACAAAAAAGGUUCCAUAGUGACACUUGAGCAUCGAGUUCCACAUGGAGACUGGUUUGAAUUGGUUUCAUCUCCACAUAACAUGGCUGAGAUAUUAAUGUACCUUGCCUUGACAUUUAUACUCUUUGGUUCAAAUACUUGGCCUGUGGUGUUCUUAUGGGUUCUGAGUAACCAGGUUGAAACAGCUUUGCUAACCCAUUGGUGGUAUAAAUCUAACUUUAAGGAUUACCCACCGAUGAGAAAAGCUGUAAUACCGUAUGUCCUCUAGAGUGAAAUGGAUUAUAAGUUGCAUGAGUAGUGAUUGUAUUUUACAUGAGAAUUCUAAAUACUUCUUACAGAAUUUAUAAUCAUAUAUUUGUGAAAGUUCUACAUCAUAUAUACAUGUUACUAGUUUUAAUUAUGAGCUUAUUAGACACUGUGAUGUAAAUAUGUAAUUAAAUAUAAUUGAAAUGUUGAAAAAA
Molecule: messenger RNA, 1473 nt
Organism: Cryptotermes secundus
Lineage: Eukaryota; Metazoa; Arthropoda; Insecta; Blattodea; Kalotermitidae
Product: polyprenol reductase
Exons: 5
Coding region: 360-1280 (306 amino acids)
Biological process (GO): polyprenol catabolic process; dolichol-linked oligosaccharide biosynthetic process
Cellular component (GO): endoplasmic reticulum
Molecular function (GO): 3-oxo-5-alpha-steroid 4-dehydrogenase activity
Source: RefSeq, a predicted model, not a curated record